CGCCGUUCCUUCCACCACCGCACCUCGUCGGCGUCGUCGCCCCCCGCCGACCGAUCGCCGGUUUCCCGCCACGCCCUCGCCCUCGCCCUCGCCGGCAGCAGCUCGCUCGCUCGCUCGCUGCCUCGCCCCGAGUCUCAAGGGCAUCCUUCCAUGGGUGGCGCAAAUGAUCCAAGUCCAUCCUCUAAACUUCACACAAGACUGAGACUCUGGGAGUUCCCGGACCGCUAUGUAUUUGAACCUGUUGAUGGUCUUUCUGACUUAUAUCUGUCGGCUAACCGCUCUGAUGGUUCUAUGAAUCUAGUCAAAGAGUUGCCACCACGUGACUCUUCUACAAAUCCAAAAUGUCAAACAGUGUAUGGUGUGAUAGGACUGCUCAAGCUUGCAGUUGGAUCAUAUUUUCUAGUGAUUACAGGCCGUGAUUGUGUGGGAUCCUACUUGGGACAUGCAAUUUUUAAAGUGACAGGACUAAAAGUUCUCCCCUGCAAUAACUCACGUAGCAGUUCUGCCAAGCAGAGUAAAAUGGAAACAGAAUUUUCAGAACUCCUGCAUGCUGCAGAGAAGACUAUAGGCCUGUACUUCUCAUAUGAUAUCAACAUAACACUUACUUUGCAGAGGCUACAUGAUCUUGGUGAUGAGUUCAAAUCACUUCCACUUUGGAGACAGGCAGAACCAAGAUUUCUAUGGAACAGUUACUUGCUGGAACCUCUAAUUGAGAACAAGCUGGAUCAAUACUUGUUGCCAGUCAUUCAAGGCAGCUUUCAGAAUAUCCAUGCAGAAGUUGGGUCACAGAAGGUAAAUGUCACCCUGAUUGCACGUAGGUGCACACGGAGGAUAGGUACACGAAUGUGGAGACGUGGAGCUGAUGCAGAGGGUUAUGCUGCCAACUUUGUUGAAUCAGAGCAGAUAAUGGAAUCAAAAGGGUUCACAGCAUCCUAUGUACAAGUUCGAGGCUCCAUGCCAUUCUUGUGGGAGCAGAUUGUUGAUUUAACAUAUAAACCUAGCUUUGACAUUGUUAGACAAGAGGAGGCGCCACAUAUACUUGAGCGUCACUUUCGUGAUUUACAGAAGAAAUAUGGAGCUGUGUUGGCUGUUGAUCUUGUCAAUACGCACGGUGGUGAAGGCCGCCUCCAUGACAGAUAUGCAAAAUCUAUUGAACCUAUUCUCAGCGGAGAUGUAAGAUAUGUGCAUUUUGACUUCCAUCGUAUCUGUGGUCAUAUUCAUUUCGAGCGCCUUUCUCAGCUGUAUGAUCAAAUUGAAGAUUAUCUCAAGAAACAUAGGUACUUCCUUUUGAAUGAUAAAGGUGAAAAGAUUGAGGACCAGACUGGUACUGUCAGGACAAAUUGUGUUGAUUGCUUAGAUCGCACUAAUGUAACUCAGAGCAUGAUUGGAGGAAAGAUUCUAGAAAACCAGCUUCAGCGGAUAGGGGUUCUUGGUGCUAAUGAUACGAUAAGCAACCAUCCAGCUUUUGAUGCAAAAUACAAAGUUUUAUGGGCUAACCAUGGAGAUUCAAUAAGCACUCAGUACUCUGGAACUCCGGCAUUGAAGGGUGAUUUUGUUCGGUAUGGGAAGAGAAGUACCCAGGGAAUUUUGAAUGAUCUGUGGAAUUCACUUGCUAGAUACUACUUGAACAACUUUGCAGAUGGCACUAAGCAGGAUGCCAUGGAUCUUCUUCAGGGACAUUACGUCACAUCUGUUAGCCGUGACAUGGCAGGUCCAAGCAAAGCAGGAAUUCUAGAGAAUUAUGCGUCUUUCCGCCUUGCUUUUGCAUUGGUUAUGGGAGCUCUUAUGUUCAUGAUGAUGUCACUAAGACAAGCAAGGAAUGAUGUUCGCCAUUUGGUGUUGUCACUUCUAUGGGCUGGCCUUUGCAUUGGCAUCACGCAUUUUGUCAGAGCCAAUGGCCGGGUGUUCACCAAUAGACCUCGUUUUUACCAGUCACGCCAUUGAAGCAAAGCAACCAUUUUACACGGAAAGUUAUCAUCGUUCAUCAAACUGUCAGCACUCAGCACCUCGUUAAAUAUGAAGAUCUAUUCGUCGCAUUUUUUUGCUGGGACUUUGACCUCCCCUGUAUUGUAAUGAGCUCUUUUUCCUCAUUUUUGUAAUAAGUUUUUUUUUUUAUCUUUUCCUUCUCAUUUUGAUCUCCUGCUGUCUUUGGGGCAUCACGUUCACCAUUCUAUUUGACUUAGCAGUAUAUAGUUCUAUACACCUCUGUAGCCAACAGUUUCAUCAACAACGAUUGUAUUCACAUAUUUAUCUUGUAAGGAUUAAUUAUGUUCCAAUUCCAGAAUGGAUUAUUGAUCAGUAAAAAAGAUGUUUACAGUGUUUCAAGAUCCA
This is a messenger RNA of Oryza brachyantha (malo sina), 2331 nucleotides long. RefSeq names its product phosphoinositide phosphatase SAC7-like. Lineage: Eukaryota; Viridiplantae; Streptophyta; Magnoliopsida; Poales; Poaceae. Bases 151 to 1944 code for a protein of 597 amino acids. The transcript has 19 exons. Gene Ontology annotation, molecular function: phosphatidylinositol-4-phosphate phosphatase activity. The record is from RefSeq and is a predicted model, not a curated record. Gene Ontology annotation, biological process: phosphatidylinositol dephosphorylation. Gene Ontology annotation, cellular component: endoplasmic reticulum.